Molecule: messenger RNA, 1344 nt
Organism: Closterium sp. Yama58-4
Lineage: Eukaryota; Viridiplantae; Streptophyta; Zygnematophyceae; Desmidiales; Closteriaceae
Source: the annotation of a GenBank genome assembly
AUGCUAGUCCUUGCCACAGUGCUCCAGUCGCGUCUGACUAUAGCGAGUACAGAUUCGUCCCCCGCGCACGUGGACUUUGAGUACUCGGACACGCUCUGCGGCACGGCGUGGCGGGACGACUACAUCCGCCUGCACUCCGCCAUUCGCACCGCCAGUGCCGCGUCCUACACCCCGCCUCCCUCUCCCCCUCCCCCUCCCUCCUCCCGCCGAUUGCUCUCUCUCGCAAAUUCCCCAUCACCGCUACCACCAACCGCAGCCGCCGCAGCAGCAGCAGCAGCAGCAGGCGCAAGCCUGUCAAAUCAAACCCUCCCGGAUUCCUCCGUUCGCUUCCUCACGUUCGACCAGGCCGGUCACUGCGGGGGUUUCGGGGACUUUCUAGUAGGCCUCGUCUCCUCCUUUGUCGCCGCACUCUUGGACCGCCGGGCGUUUGUGAUCCGGCACGAUUGCAUCCAGUACGCGUUUGAGCCCGCAUUCAUCGACUGGCGCCCGUCCGCUGAUGUUCCCAUGGAUCCUUCUCGCCGCACGAGUAACCUGAACGAGUCGUUUUCGCCGGGGGAGGUUCCGUUUCUGGAUUUGAACGGGAAUCGGGUGGAUUUGCGGGUGUUAGAGAGGUUUAAGGAUUUUCGGAACGUGAAGGUGCUGUGGAACCGCGGGAUAUUAACGGAGAUGCUUACAAACGGAACGGGCGAGUGGGCGGACGCGCUCAGGGCGACGGGUUUGCGCCCACCGUACGCCUUCGGCUGCAUUCUCAGAUUCCUCGUCAGACCAAGGAAGGAGGUAUGGCCGCUGGUGGCACGUCUAAUGCAGGAGAUGCGGGAGGUGCGGACGGUGGUGGUGGGGGUGCAUGUGCGGCUGAGCGACAGUGUGGUGCGAGACCCCCACGCCACCACCAGCAGCGUCACCCCCGCCUCCAUGGCUGCUGCCAUGGCGCAAGCUGCUCCCAUCCUCGCCUGUGCCAAGGCAGUGGAGGACAUGUGGUACCCCCCGCCUCUCACAGUGCGCUGGAUGCUCAUCACCAAUUCAAUUGACUUCAAAAUGGCCAUCCGGUCCCACUUUCCCGGCAAGAUACUGGAGACGGAUUUCGUGCCGCGGCACUCACAGGCGUUUGGUGACAAGGACCAGGAGCAGGCAAAGAAGGAAGCCGAGCAGGGCUACCGGGAGAUGGUGGCCGAGUGGCUCCUCCUGUCGUCUAGCAACUCCUUUGUUCUCACCAUCUCAGGGUUUUCGCGCACUGCCGCUAUGUAUUCCCUAAGACCAAUGGCUAUUUACACGCCACCUCAUUACUGCGACCCGGAACAGCCACAUCAGCAAACGGAUUUCGGGAUUUCAUACAGUGGAAUUUAA